GGUUCUGAAUUAGUACAGGCGUGGGGAUUGAUCAAGCUGGACGUGUCUUCGACUCGACUUCGAUUUUUCUACAUCUUCGAUCGAAGCCUCUCAAAGGCAUAAUUAUAAAUACAAUUACGAAUCAUUUGAGGAACUCCACCUCCUGGAAGUGUCAAGGGAAGCGGAGAGUAACAACUGUGACAAUGUAGAAUGCUGUAGUUUGUGGUAUUGCCUGAAAUUGUGCGGAAUUUGUAAUGUCCUCGACAGCUGUCAGAAUCAGCUGAUCGACCCGAGGGCGAGCUCGUGAACGACAUGCCGAUUGAGCUCGGCAACGCGGAAGAGAAAUAAGUGUUAAGUGACUGUGUCAAGAAACCGUGUAAAAAAAAUAAACAGGAAGAACAAUGAUGUUCCUCAACGAAUCGCUGCUCGUGCUGAUGUACACGGCCAAUAUGAUGGCCAGUCUUCCCAACGAAACCGACAGCAAGUCUUCGGAAAAUGGACUUGAACCUCACAAUCAAACCACCACCACUUUGUCUCCUGAAGAGAAUGAGAACAAGUUCGACUUUGAAGACGAGUGGUACAUGUGGAGAUGCUACCAACCAUACGGCUGCUUCUACAUCGGCCUACCAUGGUUCGGAGAAAAUCGACCAGUUGUCAAUUUCCCCGAUCGUCCGGAUGUUAUCAACCCGACCUACAGUCUCUACACUCGUGACAAUCGCGAGGGCGCCUACAACCUCGUAAUCGAUCACUUCAACACCAUCUUAAACUCCCCCUUGCGAAAGAACGACAGCAACCUGUACUUCGUCAUCCACGGCUUCCUGGACAACGGAAGCAGAACCUGGGUCCUGAGAAUCGUGAAGCAACUCCUUAUCAGAGAGGACUGCAAUGUCGUAGUCGUCAGCUGGAUCGGCGGAGCUGGACCACCUUACACCGAUGCCGUGGCAAAUACGAGAUUAGUUGGUGCCAUGACAGCCAGAUUGGCGGCACAGCUGAUCGAAGUUGGUGGAGUCGCGCCCUGGAGGAUGCACGCGAUAGGGCACAGCCUUGGUGCUCAUAUAUGCGGUUAUCUCGGUUACAACCUACGCAUUAAAUACAAGUACCACCUUGGCAGAAUCACAGGGUUGGACCCCGCAGCUCCGCACUUCACGAACACGUCUCCGUUGGUUCGUCUGGACCCAACCGAUGCGAGUUUCGUCACCGUCAUUCAUACAGAUGCGAGUCCUUUUAUGAGUGGAGGACUUGGGAUCAGUCAGCCCGUGGGGCAUAUUGACUUUUACCCUAAUGGAGGGAGAAAUCAACCCGGGUGCAACGAGGGUGUCCUGGACUCCAUCAAUCUGGAAAGUGGAAGCUUUUUCAAAGGCAUCAAAAGGUUCCUCGGGUGCAACCACAUAAGAAGCUACGAGUACUUCAUCGAGAGCAUUAAUACGGUUUGUCCAUAUCUUGCCGUUCCUUGUUCCUCCUGGGAACGGUUCCAGGAAGGAAAGUGCUUCGAUUGUGUCAAUCAAUACUGCCCCAGACUUGGAUUCGACGCCCAACCUGGGAAUUAUCGUGCUUCCGUCUAUCUGAUGACCGGAUCCGAGAAGCCUUUCUGCAGGGGACACUAUCGCGUGACCAUUAACAUCUCUAAGACCAACGAGAGCCUCGACCACGGCGGAGAAGUCGGGAUGUUCGUGAUCAGCGCGAUCGGAGCGAGCGGCAGGAAGACGGAAAGUAUGCAGCUGAGCGCAAACUCUCGGUACUACGAACCCGGAAGUACUCAUACGGUGGUACUUCCUGGUGACCCCAUAGGCGAGCCAGCAGCCGUAGAGAUCACCUGGCAGUACCAGACCUCGGUGUUCAACCCUUUGACGUGGAGACUGCUCCACAAGCCCAGGGUCUACAUCGAUUUCCUCACCAUCGACAGCCUCGAACACGGCCGAGGGAUCACAGUUUGUCCGGAUGAGAGUAAAACCUUGAUAGCCAACGAGCCGAAGAUCCUGACGGAGAAGAACUGCCGCCACACGGAGCUGAACGCCGUUUCCUCUUGAAGGACCUCUUCGUCCUGUCGCCCCGAAGUCGGUGAUGUCGCCCCGCAAGGACCUCGUUCGACGACUCCGGCCGGGCGGCUGCGUUUCCGCCGCGUCCUGAUAAAAAAAAAUCGGCGAUUAGAUCGCGAUCCUGUCGUCGGGCCUAAUUUAUUGGACUCGCAGGACUGUCAAGGUAGUCCUUUCUGAGCCGGUGGGCAAGGUUACUCGCCGACACUCGUGCGCCUUCCAGGAUAACGACUUGCACAGCGAGCGUGCUUGUCCUUUCACUGUCAUUACGCGCCCAGCCAAGACGUGCUUCUCUUUCACCUCGGCGCUUUCAUACGUUGCGGUAAAUCAUUAUUCGACGAUUACUAUCCCCGUAAUUUAUAGUCGUAAGGUCCCGUCGUUUCCUCGAAUGAGUUGCAACCGCGAGGGAAGAGCCUCGUUUCCAGAGCAUAACGACUUAAUGUCGGAUUCGAGGCUGCGAGGACGAUCCCCAAGAAGUCCUGAGCGACUCUGGGAGUCACUUUAAGGUGGUAUGAAAGUGGCAUCAAUUGUUUACAUGAAACUUUCACGCGAACUGGGUGCACCGAAUCGUUUUAACAGUUACCAUAUGAGUACGGAGGCACUAAGAAAGGUCCCCACGCUCAAGCAAUUUCACUUUUUAUAAAAAAAAUUACCCAAUUCGCAGGAAUGUUUUAUUAACGAGAUCCUUUAAACGAUACUUUCGUAUCGUCUUUAGUUGUCCAAUCGAGCUAUGGUCUGAAUGAAUGUUUACUCCAAUUUUUAAUGGACAUCUUUUCCACUUUUUAUUGUUAUCCUCGAUACUAGUUCGUAAGUCAUAUCGGUAUUAUGUAGAAAUGAGAAUGAGAGAGAGAGAGAGAGAGACCGCUUGUUUACGUAAGCUGCGAGCUCAUGACUUUGUAUACGUCGAUGAAAACGAGAGGAAAGAAAAAGAAAAGAAAUAACACGAUUCCCGCGACGUGACGGCGCCUCGAUUUUUAAGUAUUUCCUUCGUGGCUCGUAUGUACACCGGACCGCAGUCGAAGCACGAUAAUGUCGAAUGGCAAUGGUGAAAGCAGUUUUUACUCUGCUUUAUUUUGCAUCUCGUUAACGGCCUCGGAGGAUUUUAUUGCAAAUCGAAGGACACGCCCCUGUGGAAAUUUGGCGCGGCUCCCAUGAAUCGCGGAAACGAUCGGAAGGAUCGAUCUUUUGCUCCCUGGUCGCUCUUUCGAAUCUAGAAUUUCGCCAUUCAAUCGAGAUUCAUGUCCAAUAAGCAUUAAAUUAACAAUCGACUCUGCAAAAGUGAGAAAAACUCCAAAAACUGGUAUCAUGCCCAACAUCCUUAUCGAAGGGCGAUCCACGGAUUUAUUUAUAUUCAAAUCACGAGUUCCGACGUGCAAUUAGGAUUCAUAGUCAAGAGACAUUAAAUUCAGGCAAUUCUUAUUAAAGGGUUAUGUAAGCCCUUUAUCAUGCCGACAAUAUUUCCGGGUCAAGUGGACUCCCUAUAAAUCGGGCUUAAUUCGACCCUGACACGUAUUUACGGAUUCAGGAAUUUUUUAAGUACCUACGUAGAAAAUCGGUACGCGAGUUUCCAUUAUUUUCUCCUCGAUGGAAACGGAAGUAGGUCCUGCCUAAAUUCCUCUCACGGCAUCGCGACAGUAAACGGGACCUCCAUGUAAAUUUCGUUACCGCGGAAACAACGUUACGUGCGCCCGUCGCGUAUAAUUUCGUAACGCGAUUCGCCGCAUUCGAGUUGUGCAACUUGAAGAGUACGAGUGGGAGUUCUUUUUUUUUCUUUUUUUCCUUCUUUCCGCGACCGACCAAGAGAGCCAUCGCCUUCUAACGCCUCUUUUUACCCCGAUUAAGAGGCAUUAAGGACGCUCGUUUGCGAUCGCGAGGAUCCUGAAUUUUCCGCAGCGAUUGUCAGCGAAAGUGCGACACGGUAGAGAGCGAAGAAAUUGAAUAAAGCCGGGGAAAAAGU
This is a messenger RNA of Orussus abietinus, 3969 nucleotides long. RefSeq names its product pancreatic triacylglycerol lipase. Lineage: Eukaryota; Metazoa; Arthropoda; Insecta; Hymenoptera; Orussidae. The record is from RefSeq and is a predicted model, not a curated record. Bases 381 to 2006 code for a protein of 541 amino acids. Gene Ontology annotation, biological process: lipid metabolic process. The transcript has 8 exons. Gene Ontology annotation, molecular function: triacylglycerol lipase activity.